Messenger RNA from Aspergillus heteromorphus CBS 117.55, 801 nucleotides. RefSeq lists its product as uncharacterized. NCBI's taxonomy places the organism in Eukaryota, Fungi, Ascomycota, Eurotiomycetes, Eurotiales, Aspergillaceae. The transcript is spliced from 2 exons. The coding region runs from base 285 to 713 and encodes 142 amino acids. The record is from RefSeq and is a predicted model, not a curated record.
GCACCCAGACAUUUGUAGUACUUGUUGUUGUACUCCGUAUCAGACGGUAGAUAGACCAGACCAGACCAGACCAGAUCAGACCAAAAUAGGCGGGUCGGAGACUGGAACUUCCAUCAGCUGCACUUCAUCUGAUACACGUCUGAAGUUGGAACUCUACACUUUGCGACUUGCCACCUGAGGUUUGAGAUUUGAGAAACAGCACCAGCACCGUCUUCCGUGGAUAAGAAACGAUCCUGCGACGGGCAUCCCAGUGGAAGACGAGAGGCGGAACGACCCGAUUCAAGAUGAAUCUUCCACCGAACCCUACGGAGUACCUGUGGCCAUUAUCCGUGGUUCUACCGCUGGCUAGAGACUCCCCCCACCGUCUAGUACUACUACUAGUCGCGUUCUUUCCCGCACGCGUUCUACCGGCAUGGUUGUCGUCCCCUUUCCGUGGUGGUGUGCUACCGCUGCUUACCGUCGGUGGUGCUUUCUAUCUACCACUGGCCAAGUGCCUCGUGGCGAGCAACCUGACAGGGCUCUCGAGAUCUUCAUCAUCACCAGAGGGACGGUGGACAGUAGAUGGUAUAUAUCACAAAAAGUUCACCGCAGGAAUGCAUGUGUCGAUUGAGCACCCAAGUCCCAACCGGGCAGCUCGGGGUUCUACUCAUCUCCUCUUUGCCCGGAACGAGGCCAGACUAUUGACCUGGUUUCCACUCUCACGGGCUUGGUGACCUUAGCGCGGGCACCUUAUUGUUAGGCACUUGGCCGAUUGCGCUGAGUAGCCCGGCUUGAGGUACGGAGUGCUGACUUGCUGAGUGA